Messenger RNA from Coturnix japonica (Japanese quail), 1733 nucleotides. Lineage: Eukaryota; Metazoa; Chordata; Aves; Galliformes; Phasianidae. The record is from RefSeq and is a predicted model, not a curated record.
GAUCCUUCCGCUCGAGAAAAUAAUCCCCGCUGGACCCCUCGGCGUCUCGCCACCUUCCUCCUUCUCUAUAAUCGGGAAGAAAGAGGAGAAAGAAGGAGGAGGAACCACUCGGACCUCCCCGUGCGAGCUGCAGGCUCCCUCUCCCUCAACUCUGCCCCUUGCGGACUCUUUGGUCGCUGCGCACCGUAUCCCUCCGCGGCAGCCAUUUUGCGUGAGCGCAGCGGGAAGGGGCGGAGAGCUCCUGUUCUGCUCUCAGACCUGGAUCCACAUGGACACGCUGCUGUGUCUGUACGAGGUGCUGCUGGGAAUGGGGCUGAUGUGAAUGCCAAGGACAUGCUGGAAAUGACUGCUUUACACUGGGCAGCAGAACACAACCACUGGGACGUGGCGGAGCUGCUGGUCAGACACAAAGGUGAUGUCCACGCAACCAGCAUGUCUGAUACAUCCCCCUUUGACAGUGCUUUGGACAGGAGUAAUCUGGAGACGCUGAUGAUCCUGCAGGAAUCAACCAGAGAAAGGAGGAUCCCAUCAGCAGCGCUGUGACCGUCAGCUCAUCAUUUGUUCUUACAGCUGGGGAAGUCUUCAGCCUCGCUGGUCUCAUCUCUGCAGCAAAUACCAAAGGUGCGGUCUGACGUGGCCGUAUGGGAAUGUCCCAUGGGGUUGCUAUGGGUGCAGACACACAGCAGAAGGCAGGUGGAUGUUUGGUGCCACCACACACAGCAGCUGUUGGCUUCUGGCUGCAGAGGAUCCCCAUUUUCUCUCUCUUUGCUGCUGCAGGCAGCAGGGUGAUUUCAGGCAGUGCAGUAGGGGUGGAUCUGUACGUGGUGGAGCUCUGCUGAGCUCAGCUGUGGGGCUGCUCCAGAGCCUGAGCAGAUGGAUUAGGAUGAUUGCAACAGGAGAAUGGCUGUUAUUGAGGUGCCAAAGCCUCAGCACUGCAGCGCUGUUGGGGGGUGUUUGCUUUGUUCCCUGUUGUCUGUAAAGGAGCUGGGUGGAUGUUCUGUAUAUGUAAGUGCUGAGGAAGGAGAAGAGGGAAAAGUCCUUGCUGAAUAAGCAGCCCUAUGGGGACGUGUGUUACUCAUUGCCCUUCUGCGUUAGGUGGAAGGCAUUCAGUUCCUCAUCACUUUAUAAGCCACGCUUUGGUGGGAAAGCACUCAGUGAAGGUUGAACCCAAACGGGCAGGUUGGGGUAAUUCCAGUGUUUGUCGUGAUGUUCGUGUUCUGUAUUAGGGGAAAUCCAAACCUCUGCUCCUUUGCAGUCACACGGGGCAGGCAGCUGAGUGCAGACUGUGUGAGCCAGCCCUGGGCUGUGAACCCACGCAUCGCUGCUGGCUCUCAUUGAUCGCAGCUCUCUUAUGAUCCUUUGGUUCCUGCGCUGCGUUCCCCGUUUCCCACCAGAGGGCACCAGUGGCUGCGCGACCGGAGCCACCACCGGCUUCUCCUUUAACCCUUUUACCGCUAAGAAUAGACCAGCUCGCCUUCUGUUCCCGGAGGGCUUUUUACAGGGGAAUAAGCGCUCAGCUGGUGUGAGGAAUCCGAUUAUGGGCUGCCAUGGCCCAAGGCCUGGGAAGGGUUGUUUGCAAAUCAGCCCCUCGAAAACCUUCCUAAAACCGAGAGGUGAGGGCAGCGGGGUGGGCUGCAGGGGGGACUCCCCUUUGGUGCUGGGUCUUUUUUAAUGCUGAUUUUUCAGUUUGUGGGUUGUAUGCGUGCCAAUAAAGGACUGUUUGCGCCCUUUAA